AUGGAGAUUGUCAACUUUCUCCGAACUUGGCCACAAAAGGCAACGACGACGCAGUGCUUGGCACAGCAACUUUCUCAAAACAUUCUGAUCGGUGGCUUUCAAGAAAGCUACGAGAAGAAUUCAUUGAACGACCGUCUGGGCAUUGACAUUGCGGCAAACUGGGGCUCCUUAGUCAAGUCUUGCCGGGAACAACAAACCCCCUUUGCAUUGAUGUUCAUGCUGGCACCCAUGUCGUACGGCUCAAAAGCCAAUCUGAGCCUCGUCAAGGCCUUGGCGGCUUUUGCAGUUUACGACGAACUGAAAGCUAUCGAGCUACCUGCUUGGGUCGAGUAUCGGGAUUUCCAGCCCAAUCAAGUCCCUCAGCUAGACAACCUCAUUCAAGUAAUUGGACCGUUCAAGACCCCAGUCCCCAAGAAUGAUGGCGACGAACUCAAAAGUUUUGCCAGUGCCAAACAGCUUCGACGGAUGAGAGACGAGAAAGCAGCCUGGGAUCACAAGGCCAAUGAUGAUUGCGUGUUCUUGGCGAAAUUCUUACUUGCGCAGUGGCCUUGCAUCGAGCCAGGCGUUACAAACAUAUCCAAGCCCUUGCUGGUCGACAUCAAAGCUGCUUUGGGUGUGGUCCGAGUUGAAUGGAAGCGCCUCUAUCAAAACAAGGACCUGUGUGCACACUUGAGUACUGUUCAGUCUAUUCUGGAUCAGCACCGAACUGAGACAGAGUACGAGGCCUCGUGCUUCAUUGCAUCGGAGGAGAGCUUUGAAGACCGGCUACGUGGUGGUGAGAUCCCUUCAUUGAGGUCCGACUUGUUGAGAAAGACAAUUCCGACUCUCCACAACAGCGGAACGACCAACUUGAAAGAAGUCAUCAAGGUCAAGAUCACUGACCCUAGGGCCGGCCGGCUUGUCGAACACCUCCGCCACCCAGCUCACAUUCGCCAACCAAUCAAGCUUCCAUCCUCAACAAUGCGAAGUUCUGGGACCAAUGUUCUAGCACCGAGCUGGAUGUCCGCGAAGACAACGCUACAUCCUUCCACCGGAGCCAAUGCUGAACUAAGGAAGAUCGUGUCUAACCUGUCCAACUCGAAGUCGCUGAUACGCCAGAGAUACGCGGAGGACCUGGAGAAGAGCUUGAACGCUUUUGUUGCCAGGCAUGCCUCGAAACACACCAAAGACGAUACGUCACCAGAUUUUGUUUCCCGAGAAGUUUCAUUAUCGAUUCUUUCGACCCAACAACGCUUUAAGGCCAUUGUUUUUGCUCUGGAGAAACCCGACGAGAACCUCUCUGCUGAAUGCGUACAUUGGCUCAGGUCCGGUCAGCUUUGGCCUGCGAUCACCACGGUGACCUUGUUGGAACAGCUACGGUCGACUGCCACGCCCGUUCAGUUCGGUAACUCAGUGUUCGAGGCAUUGCUGGACUUUGGCAUCUCGAUCACAGACGCUCAGCGAGAUCUCCGUAUCAACUAUGCUACUAUGCGUGGCGAUGCUGGAAGAUACGCGGACGAGAUGGCAAACAAGGGUCACUCGAACUGGCAGCCAUCCGAGCAUCCCGAUUGGUUACUUCUCGAAAUCGAAGUAAAUUUGAUGAUUCGACCUGAUCAGGUUGAUGUCGCCUUGGCUACAAUAUCCCCGGCUUCUGGUUGCAAUUCUGUUUUGCAGAUGAACAUGGGGCAAGGCAAAACAUCUUGCAUCAUACCUAUGGUGGCCGCUGCACUGGCAAAUACCCAAAACCUUGUAAGGGUAGUUGUUCCCAAAGCUCUUUUGCUGCAAACGGCCCAGCUCCUUCAGGCACGACUCGGCGGUCUUCUCGAUCGACAAGUCCGACACAUUCCGUUCUCUCGUCGAACCCCUACAGAGGAAAACCUCGUUCGAGCAUACCACAGAGUGCAUAGAACUAUAAUGAAGCAAGCCGGGGUGAUUGUAUGCCAGCCGGAGCACAACCUGUCUUUCGUGUUGAGCGGCCUGCAGCGGAUGGUGGACAAUAGGAUGCCGGAAGCUGGGCCAAUGAUCAACGUCCAGUCGUGGCUCCGCACUCGAUGCCGCGACAUUUUGGACGAGUCUGAUUACACAUUGGCUGUAAGGACGCAGCUCAUCUAUCCUUCCGGCUCACAGAUGACUGUCGAUGGGCAUCCUCAUUGUUGGCAAGUGGCGCAAGACCUCUUACGACUCGUUGACAGACAUCUGUACGCCCUCGCCCACCAGUUUCCGAACUCGAUAGAAGUCAUUCGACGGUCGGAGGGAGGCUUUCCAUUGCUCUUCUUCUUACGAACGGACGUCGAGGAGGCUCUUGUCAAGCUUCUUACUUCAGAUGUGCUACGAGGUGAUGCCGGGAUUCUCCAGUUGCAGAACCUCGACGGUGCCGACCGACUUGCUGUUAGGGAGUUUUUGUUCAAUGAAAGACCCCGAGAUGGAACUCUCCAGCGUAUCCGUCAUCUGUGCCCGGACCGACCAAGCGUCAAGCAGACUAUUUAUCUGCUUCGAGGUAUCUUGGUCAACCGCAUCUUAAUGAUGACUCUGAAGAAGAGAUGGAACGUGCAGUAUGGACUACAUCCCCUCCGAGACCCCAUUGCGGUGCCUUACCACGCCAAAGGCGUCCCGAGUGAGCAGUCUGAGUGGGGACACCCAGAUGCACUUUGUGGGUUGCGGUCCCUAUCCUUGUUACGUGACAUAUUGUCAUGUCUGGCAUUUUACUACGACGGCAUCAGCAUCGCCCAACUGACCCAAUCCCUCGAGCAUCUUCUCAAGUCCGAUGGUCCAACAUCUGAAUACGAUAAGUGGACUCGAAGCAGUGCAAGAUUCCCCGACCACCUUAAAGCCUGGAACUCGAUCAAUGUCGACGAUGGUCAGCAACUUGGUGAGAUAUGGAAAGCUCUGCGGUACAAUAUUGCAGCUAUUGAUUACUUCAUGAACAACUUCGUUUUUCCUCAGCAUGCAAAGCAGUUCAAGGUCAAGCUUCAGUCAAAUGGGUGGGAUAUCCCUCUUUUCUCAAUUCACGAAACCGGUCAGUCAACACAGGCAAAGCCAGCAGGACAGAGACACGCAGCUUCGGCAUCGGCUAUGACAACCGGGUUCAGUGGCACAAACGAUAAUCGUACAAUGCUUCCGCUUACCAUCACGCAAGACGAUCUUCCUGGACUUUCACACACCAAUGCAGAAGUUCUCACAUACCUACUGCAUGACCGGUCUCGAGAGUGCCACAGGAUUGUCGGACCCCAUGGGGUGCGUGCAUCCGAGCCCGAUCUGUUGAGAGAGCUUCAUCGUCGCGGCAUUAGAAUUUUGAUUGAUGUUGGCGCCCAAAUCCUGGAGAUGGACAACGAGACCCUGGCAAAGCAGUGGUUGAUGGUCGACGGAAAAGCUGCCGCGGCUCUGUUCUUUGACCAAAGCAACAAGCCUUGGAUCAUCCAGCGAAGUGGCAGAAAGACGCCGCUCCUCGCCUCUCCAUACGCCGAUGACCUCAGCAAAUGCUUGGUAUAUUUGGAUGAGGCUCAUACGAGAGGUACUGUCACGUAACAAGGAUAGGGACCGCAAUCCACAAAGUGCCUAUUACGUACUAUAUUACGUAUAUCUCACUUAUAUCCUAUAUAUAGACCUUUCUCUUUUAUUUAUUUUUAUUUUAAUAAAUUAGGCUACUUUAUUAUACUCCGU
This is a messenger RNA of Colletotrichum acutatum, 3639 nucleotides long. RefSeq lists its product as uncharacterized. NCBI's taxonomy places the organism in Eukaryota, Fungi, Ascomycota, Sordariomycetes, Glomerellales, Glomerellaceae. Gene Ontology annotation, biological process: protein deubiquitination involved in ubiquitin-dependent protein catabolic process. The coding region runs from base 1 to 3504 and encodes 1167 amino acids. The transcript is spliced from 4 exons. Gene Ontology annotation, molecular function: cysteine-type deubiquitinase activity; K63-linked polyubiquitin modification-dependent protein binding. The record is from RefSeq and is a predicted model, not a curated record. Gene Ontology annotation, cellular component: nucleus; cytoplasm.